Porites lobata is the source of this 3800-nucleotide messenger RNA. The record is from the annotation of a GenBank genome assembly. NCBI's taxonomy places the organism in Eukaryota, Metazoa, Cnidaria, Anthozoa, Scleractinia, Poritidae.
AUGGCUUUGAGCUUUAAAUUUUUAUGUUUUUCUGUAUUUCUCUAUGGAAACUACAUCCACUGUAAAAAAGAAGAUAAUCUCGGAAAUGAUCAUUUGCAGACGAAAGUGAAAGACGGCUUGAAGGUAUAGUAACCCACAUAUUGCUGGACUGUAGGUUAUUGGUUAAGUUUUCUUUAUAUGCGUUAACAUAGAAAGGAUUAGCUGUAAACAAACAGGGGCACCCAACGAGAAUAUAAUUCAAAACCACUUAAACAUAACAUUGUUAAAUGUAUUUUAGUAUUUAAACGGUAGAUAUAGACAUACUUUUAUCCCCUAAAAAUUUUUCAUCUGUUCGGAUUUCCUAGCUGAAAGUCUAGUGAUCCGAAAAUUAUAGGGAUCAAAAGUUACCUUUUCGAAAAUUUCAGCCAGAAAAAAGGCUCCCGAAAAUUCUAGGUGACCUUUUAAGAGUAAAAAUCCGUUAAAAUUGGGCAAUUAUACCAUAUUUUAGAUGUCCUAGGAGAGGCAGGCAAGCAUGAAAUUUUACAACAAAUGUUCCGAAAAUUCUAGAUCUCAAAUCGUCUUCCGAACAGAUAUUUUCCGAAAAUUGUCGUUGGGUGCCCCUGAACAAAACAAUAAUUGUCGAACUAUGUGUUUUAGAUUAAAAAAUGAAACAGCUUUUAAUCAUUAAAAUAUAUUAAGCUCGCUGUACAAAUCAAGGACCAGAUAGGACACUAUUUUUAACUUCAGGCCUAUUGGGCGCUAGACGGGGCCGCUAUUUAAUUUCUACCUGGUUAUUCGAGCGACGCAAAGGUCUAGCAGUUUCCAAGACAAAUAAAUGCACUUCUAGUCUUUCCAGUUAAAUAUCAGCCCGGGGGGUAAGAACAGGGUUAUGGGCUCCUGUCUAAGAAAAGAUCCUCUGUUUACGACAAAAAUUGAUAAAAUUAAUACCCUGUUUAAGACAAAAAUCCCGAAAAACAUACCGUGGCUGGCCGCACGUCCCCAUUAAGCCCUUAUAAGGUAAUAGGAUAGGAUAAGUGCUUUAUUAUCAACAGAGCGCCUACAGACACAUGUGUUUACAAUGAUAACAAAGAUUUUCGUGCUUAUCAGCUUAGAGUGCAAUGAAAGAGACUUCUUUCGAUAUGACUAGAUCAGGCCCAGCUUGCAGGGAUAGCAGUCUUUACUGGGCUGAAUCGGUGCAUAUCUUGUUUCCCGAAUAAAAUUUUCGUUCUAAUUCGUUUGCAGACAAAAUUGGCCAACAAACAACUUUCGCCGCACAGAUCGUAGUAAGUCUAGUAUAGCGCCGUCGAUCAACUGAGCUCGAAGUCCAUAGCGGCAGGGGGUGGGAGUCUAGUUCUCGCGCGUUUGUCGAUUUUCGAAAAGAAAAUGAAAGCAACGUCUGUGUGCAAGCUACAUCGAUCAAGGGAUUAAGGCACCAGAAUCAAUAAGUUCUUUUAGGAUAUCUAAUGUAUAGAAUACUUGAAGUUUACAGUAUUAUGAGUGUGUUAUUUGGAUUGGAUAAUUUUAUAUAUUGUGGUUACUAUUUAUCAGUUAUUCAUUUUUACACGCCUCUAAUAUAACUUUUGUUGAUUUAGGCUGAUGUGGCUAAAUCUUUUGAUCUUGUUUAUCGUAUCUUAUCUCAUCAUAACUGUCGCAAUGUUCAGUCACCAAGGGGCAAAGAUUUUCGAGGCAGGUAAGUAUCACAUAUCAUUGAAACCUCUUAGCCAUGUCUGUUGUACUUUCAACAAAAAAUCUAUAGUCAAUCUAUUUGCAUUUGUGUCAUAAACUGGCCCUGGGUGAGUACGUAGUCGUAUCUCGGACAUAGUCAGUAUAUGGAAAAGAAGAAGAAGAAGAAGAAGAAGAAGAAGAAGAAGAAGAAGAAGAAGAAGAAGAAGAAGAAGAAGCCACGACUCACCACUCACCCUAAGCUCAUGACAUUAUUUAAUAGAAGGACUCACUUGCUGAAGUCGAAGUCCUAAUCAUCACAAUUUCAUUGUAAAUAAUAGAAUCAGACUCCACGACACUAUCAGCCCUUUGUAUUAAUGCUGUACAUAUCGACUUAAAUAUUGUUUUCAGACUUAAAGCACUGUUCAAUAGGACAUCAGCACUCGAGGUAAGCUGUAGUUGUAUUGCUCACAUGAGCUAUGAAACGUUUGCAUCGGGUCUUCAGUUCUUGAUUAUACCUGCGGUAAGAAAAUUCCAAUUAUUUUACAGGAGGAAGUUGAAAAACUCUGGGAAGCGGUUGACGAGCUCAGACAACAGGGGUAACUAUGCUAAUGACUUAAUGUGCGCCUUUCAUUCACUGUUUAUAAACAUUGUUUUUGUUAUUCAAAUGUGCAACGAGAAACGAAAGACUGGCUGGUACACUGUAGUAUCAAUAGGUGACUUCAGCCUGAGUAUCGCUAUAAACGAUAUUGGCGCCAGACUUUAGCUUGGCUUCUGGGAAUGCGAACUCGAAAACGCUUAGUAAUUAACACAUGAUUCAACAGGACUUCUUGUUGUUUCAGUGUGGCUGUUGAUGAGCCAAAUAAAAGUGAGGAGGUUCAUGCUGCAGCGGCUUCUGCGCAUAAGGUGACAGAAGCGCCGACGCCGACCGAAGAAGAUGUAAGUCUAGGGUUAAUCCUACCAUUGCUCAGUGGAUUUUAAAUGACGUUUACUUAUCAAAGAUUUGAACUAUAGAAUUAUCGAUCUUCCAGCAUCCUCCUCCGUAGAAACCUCUCUGUAUCGAUACAAAGCGGAAGCUUCAGCUAAGGAGAGAGAUCCUCCCGAACGUUUACUUUUGUCAAGUAUCAUAGCAGAUAAAAAACAAAUAUUUAGUCGACAGAUUUUCACUUUCAUUUUCUCGGCUUUACGUGGCCGCUGGGAGAGCUGAGAGGAAUGGGGCUGGGGGAUUUUGCUUGCUGAGCAGUCAUUGUCUUAGAAAAGAUAUUGCUUUUUAAUGUUUAUUAGUUCUUGGAGAGAUCAAUUCACGUUUUCGUUUCCAAACUCAGUGACGUUUUUUUAGUUUGGUUUACGGCCGCCGUGUUUGUGCCCAUUCGGAUGGGCACCAACAUGGCUUCUUCAUACAAAGGUCUCUGAAUCUGAGCAAAUAGUCUCUCCGAAAAUCUCGUAACUUUCACUGACCUGAACUAGCCUUGGUGUGCACUUAAAACUUACCUCCUUUAAUUUCCCAGAUUCCGGUCUAUAUCUUUUGCGGGAACAGUUUUGAUUUUUGUUUUUGAUGGCGUGAGAGUGAAAACCAGCAACAGGAACGUGUUUGCGCAACUUGGAUGUACAAUGGCUAGAUCCGUGAGAACCGACCUUAAGACUCUCUCUCUCUUUUAACAACUUGUUGGAUGAGGGGGAUGUUGAUUCUGGUUUUAACAAGUUAAUGAGUUCCUAAUGACCCUAACAUCUGAUUAGAUUACCCCAUUAUAAGCUAUUAUAAAAACUGAAUAAAAGCAGCUUACUUUAUCGAUGCGUGGAAUGGUUUCUUCUGCUGGCCAUUUUGAAUAUUCCGGUCAGCUAUUAGCUAUAGUAGGCUCGGUAUCGAGAAAUAUCGAGAGGUCUGGGACAAUCAAAAAUUCGGAAAACAUUCGAAAGAUGCGAUAGAUCACCCACUGUAAUGAGUGAUCCGAGCGGUUAAUUAUAAGCUCGCUGCGAACCAGUAAUUUCCCGAAUACCUGUUUUCGCCGAGCAACACUGUGCUGCUUUUUUAAAAAUUCUCAUUCAGUAGCGGUAUAAAAAAUACAGACAUAAAGAAAUUUCAUUCAUUCAUUGAACUAUCAUGUCAAUUAUUUUUUUUAUUUUUUGAUUAAUAGCCAGGCGUAGGCGCUGCUCAACCA